This is a messenger RNA of Oreochromis niloticus (Nile tilapia), 4325 nucleotides long. RefSeq names its product LIM homeobox 2b (gene lhx2b). The record is from RefSeq and is a predicted model, not a curated record. Gene Ontology annotation, molecular function: RNA polymerase II transcription regulatory region sequence-specific DNA binding; DNA-binding transcription factor activity, RNA polymerase II-specific. Gene Ontology annotation, cellular component: nucleus. Gene Ontology annotation, biological process: regulation of transcription by RNA polymerase II; neuron differentiation. The transcript is spliced from 5 exons. The coding region runs from base 851 to 2104 and encodes 417 amino acids. NCBI's taxonomy places the organism in Eukaryota, Metazoa, Chordata, Actinopteri, Cichliformes, Cichlidae.
CGGCGGUUUUGGGGGCCAGCUAACACUCGCCUAUCAUCAGUCAACGUAAAGCCAACUCCUCCUCUUCUGCUGUUACGCACAUCUAUGCAGCCUCCUUGGCAAAAGACUAAACAUUAUCUAAACAAACUACCGUAAAGGAAAACUGCUUCUUCUCCCAGAUGGCCGGCAGGAUUUUAUUUUCGUUUUUUUAAGCUUGUUUUUGUUUUUAUGAGUUUUUUUCUUUCUGCAAAGCAAAAGUAGUUUACCGUAAGUCUCAACUUGGACUGUUAAGGAGGAGGAAAAAGCCUUUCUCAAAUACCCAGGUCUAGUUUUUUUUUUCUGUUUGAAAUAUUAUUUUUCGGGCUGGGCGAUGCAGUAGAAAGCUGCUGCUCAUCUUUUGGCACUGCCAUUUGUACAGAGUUACGAAUUGUUCUGCAGAAGAAAAGAGGAAAUAUUUUGCAGACUGUCGAAAACCUGAAAUAUUACUCCCGGCGAGGAGCAGAGCUGAGAUCCAUGCAACGGGAGCUUCUAUAGUUGGUAUGUUUAGUCACCGUAAAUGGAAAAGAAAAUCUAGAAAGAGCAAUUGGCAGUGAAACAUAUUAUCAUGUCUGAGAUAAAAUAGAUCCCACUAAGAGAAGGCAAAUCUGUGCGCUUUUUAAUGAAUUAAUCAUAGCUUAUUAAUAACGAGAGCUGGAGAGAUUCGGAUGACGGUUUCCAUUGGCAGAUGAGACGUAGUGUGGAGAACACGUGUCCAGUUUUUCCCUCAUAUUUUUUCCUCCCUGAUCUGGAUUUCUCGCUUGUCACGGCAAGAAAGGAAACGUUAAAAGAUCGAAAAUUUUGAGUGGCAUAAUUGCACAAGGUUCCCCCUCUCAUGGACAUCUUGGCUUGCAGAUCUGAAGAGAACAGUUAUAACAUCCUCCCAUCUGCGGCUACGAUGCUUUUCCAUGGCCUCCCCGGAGGCGACGUUCGCGGUGUGGUGGAAGAAAUGGACCGGAGAGGAAAGAGCGAGUCAGCGGCCAUCAGCUCAGCCAUCGAUAUGGGAGAGUCAGAGACGUCCAUGCCAUGCAUGACCAACGAGCGCGUGGCUCUGUGCGCGGGCUGCGGCAGGAAAAUCGCGGACCGAUAUUACCUGUUGGCCGUGGACAAGCAGUGGCACAUGCGCUGCCUCAAGUGCUGCGAGUGCAAACUCAACCUGGAGUCCGAGCUCACCUGCUUCAGCAAAGACGGCAGCAUCUACUGCAAAGAGGACUACUACAGAAGAUUUUCGGUGCAGAGAUGCGCUCGGUGCCACCUGGGAAUCUCGGCCUCGGAGAUGGUGAUGCGAGCUCGGGACCUGGUCUAUCACCUCAACUGCUUCACCUGCACUACCUGCAGCAAGAUGCUCACCACCGGGGACCACUUUGGCAUGAAAGACAGUCUGGUGUACUGUCGGCUGCACUUUGAGACUCUCAUCCAGGGAGAAUAUGAGACACAUUUUAACCACGCGGACGUGGUGCAGCACAAAGGCCUGGGCCCGGCCAACACGCUCGGACUAUCCUACUUCAGCAGCGUGGGGACGGUGCAGAAAGGAAGGCCGAGGAAGAGGAAAAGUCCUGGGCCAGGGGCCGAGCUGGCUGCUUAUAAUGCAGCGCUGAGCUGUAAUGAGAACGACGGCGAAUCCAUGGACAGGGACUCCCAGUACAGCUCCAGUCAGAAGACCAAGCGCAUGCGGACGUCCUUCAAGCAUCACCAGCUGAGGACCAUGAAGUCCUACUUUGCCAUCAACCACAACCCAGACGCCAAGGACCUCAAGCAGCUUGCCCAGAAAACUGGCCUCACCAAGCGGGUCUUACAGGUGUGGUUCCAAAACGCUCGGGCCAAAUUCAGGAGGAACCUGCUGCGGCAGGAGAGCACCGGGGUAGACAAGGCGUCCGACGGCUCGACGCUGCAGGGUGGUACACCGUCAGGCCCGGCCUCUGAGAUCUCCAAUGCCUCCAUGAGUCCCUCCAGCACACCCACCACCCUUACGGACUUGACCAACCCCACCAUGCCCACUGUCACCUCUGUGCUUACCUCCGUGCCAGGUAGCAUGGAUGUCCACGAGUGCCGGAGCCCAUCACAGACCACGCUGACCAGCCUCUUCUGAUAGAUGGAGCCCUUCUUCACAGCCCCCUCUCCCCUGUCCUCCCUGGCCCCAUCCCUUAGCUCCCCCCUGCUCCCCUCUGCUCCUUGUGGAUCUACAAUUAAGCAUGGUUCACUCCUUGGAACAUUUAACGGAUUAGAAAACAAAAGGAAGCAAACUGAAAAGGUUUCCUUUAGAGACUGUUUGAUUAGUGAGGUGGCUGAGCCUUACACACGGAACAUUUGUUGUUAUUUUGAUGUUGUCUUGUUGAGAACUGAGGAGACUUGAUUUGCAUUUUUCAAUGUUUACAGAGAGAGACUGAAAGUGGUAAAAAAAAAAAAAUUUGGAAUAUCAUUUUUUCCAACACAGUAUUUAUGUUAUAUUGUACAAGAGUCACUGUUAGAAGGAUUGUAAAAAAUCAUUUUCUUUCUUUCUUUUUCUUUCUUUCUUUCUUUCUUUCUUUCUUUCUUUCUUUUGUUUUGGAAAUCUGAGAUUAAACACAGGUUACAAUAUCCUAUGACUGCCAUGUGCCUUAUGGUCCACUUAUCUUAACUGCUGUUUCUAAAAGUCGGUCACACGUGAGUGAUUUGCAUCAGAAGAAAGCAGUAUGACUGAAUUAACUCGACUCCUUGUGCGCAUUUAUGUAUGUGUGUGAGUUCUGGCUUGUUCCUCUUUGUGUUUGUGUGAACGUGCAGUAAAGCCCAUUCUGCUGCACUUUAAUUUAAAAGAAAAAGGCGAGAGGCAAAUAAUUCUUGUUUUUGAUCUCAACUCUUUUGAAUUUUCUUCACUUAAACUUGGCUAAAAAGCUGUUGUUCAAAGUGUUCAGACAUGAGUGCUUGUCUCGACUUUUAGUUUAAUGCACUGGUGGCCCAAUGCAGAUCAGUUCAUGAUAACAAACCUCACCAAAUGAUGGGAUCGAUUUCAUUAACAUCCACCUGGUUACUGAGACCCGUCUCGGUGAAUGCCCAUUCAUUUUUAAUUUUCACUUCUCUGGAACACACACAAAGCUUUUAAUAGGAAAAAGAUGUAAUUCCAAAAUUAAUGUUUGAGAAAUUAUCUGAACAGCAAAAUUCUUACUAGUUACUAGUUUAGUUUCUUAAAAUUUGCUGAUUUAGCAGGUGACUAACCCUGGAUAGGUUGCCGGUAACCUGGUGGAUGUCAAAAGGUGAAGUUCAGAUUUAACAAGUUCACAAACUUGUGAACUUGAACUUAUGAACUUAAACAUGGCUUUAAAAGACACUGUUUUCUGUUGUUAAGAUAUUCAGUGACUUUGAAAGUCGUAUAGACAUGUGUCCAAUUUCAAGGUGAAGUGAUAAAACACACAAUUAAAUAUUUUAAAAAUGCCUCUUGAUCUUCCUUGAAAUACAGUCAGGAUACAGAUUUGAAGAGCUGUUUUCAGUCAAAUCUUUCAUGUUAUAUAUAUGUUGCAUGAGACCUACUGCUUCCAGCUGUAAGGUAACAUGACAAACAUCAAGUAUCCUGCUUCAUGUCUGAUUUAUAGUACUGUGUUAAAUCUAUACUGUGUCCUAUAUGCCAUAACAGACAUUGUACCUUGAUGUGCACCUUCCCAAAAAUGCUACAGUGAUGCACACCUCAGUGGCUCUGAUAUGUGGGAAAGUAUUAUGCCAUGUAAAGAAAAAGGAAAGUGCCUCCGUGAACCAAACAUGAGCUGUAACUGGAUCUAGCUUGCUCAAAAUGCUAAUGCACAGUAAUCUGCCAGUCAGGCCAUUUUUCUGUUUUUCAUAGCUCUGCUUAUAUGUGUUUGAAUCUCAGUCAAAGUAACUGUUCAGUAUUUAUUAGUUUCAAGUCCAAAAUGAGUAACUUAGUUUCACUUAUGAUGGCAGAGCAAUACAGACGUACCAGCGCGAACAGUGACGCUGUUCACUGCGGUGUAGACGUUACGGGGGAUUCAACGCAGUACUAUAAGUUUUAGAUUAUGCCAAAGCGUAUGUUCAAAAUAACACUUUUAUGGGAUAAGAUUAUCUUGGUCAAAGGAAUUCACAAUAUCAAUUUCACCAGGACAGCUAAAAUAAAAAAAAAAAAUCCAUCAGGAUUAACACUAUCAGUCAGGUUCAAAGCCUUUUUAAGAAAUUCAUUAAAGUACAUGUGCUCGUUGUGCAAUUAUUUAGGAUAUCCUUAUUACACAGUACAAAUAUUUUCAAAUAUAGUUUUUAUUAAUAAACAAUUGGCAAUAAACAAUGAAAAUAACAAUGAAAUUUUGGGGGUUAAACUGUAAAGGUGUGUG